Molecule: messenger RNA, 3126 nt
Organism: Ambispora gerdemannii
Lineage: Eukaryota; Fungi; Glomeromycota; Glomeromycetes; Archaeosporales; Ambisporaceae
Source: the annotation of a GenBank genome assembly
AUGAGUAAAUGUCAAAGUUACCUUACUCCUUUGGAGGAGUCCAAAUUCUUUAGUGACACUUUAGAAACGAUAUGGAAGAAUUCAAAAUUUGACGAACAGGCGUUUGUGCAAUUUGUCACGUCUCGUGACUGGAUAGCUAUUCACGAUCGACUUAUAGUACCUGCGAUGAAAGCCGCCAACGACGAUGAUUUCACUGUGGUGAGACGCUUGAAAGCAGCUUUUUCAAAGAAAUUUGCAAAGUUUUUGUUUCGCUCAAAAAAGGAAGAGCAAAAUGUGGCAAAAUUCGAAUCGGCAUUUGAUACUGAAUUGAAUAAUAUUGUACAGAGCUACAAAGAGGAGGAAAACAACCGUUUAACAAAUGUGGAGGUUGACAAAAAGAAUGAAAUGAAGCGUACGUCUCAUAGAUGGCAAUCAAAGUUUCACGAAUUAACUCAGGAACGUGGCGCGUGGUCAUUACAGCGUCAGACAGAAAUUCAUUGGAAAUUAGAUAAAUCCGAGAAUUAUUCACGUAUGCACCGAAAACUGACAAUUAAUUAUGAAUAUGAUCCGCACAAUGAGGCAAGCGCGAAAAGAGAUAAAACACCGAUUUUACAGAAUAGAAACAGGUCCAAGAGUGUUAGCAUUCAGCGAUUCAAAAUGAACAAUAUGAUCGAUCCGUGGACAGACAUGUGGACGUCGAUUCUGCCAAAGGUAGACGAGUCAGAAAGCUCGGAUGAAUUCGAAGAUGAAGAGUGGAAUGUAGUGGCGGGUGAUGAUGUCGUUGGCACAGUGGAUGUUUCGAUAGAUAAACCGAUGUUUUCGGCUGAGUGUGAGCUGAUUGUGUUGUUGUCGGCGAUAAAAGGCCGUAUUGAAUUGACUACUACUAAUUUAUCGUUUUUUGUGGAUCGCCAGAGUAUUUUACAAGAAUUUAGCAAUAUUGAGCAAGGUUCGGUGAUUGUCGACACGGAUAUGCUUCGAGAUAAGAAAUGGCUAUUGUCGGACAUAAGAGAGAUUGCUUUACGUAAUUAUUUACUUAGAAGAAGUGCUUUAGAGUUUUUCAUGAUAGAUCAAACAAAUUAUUUUUUCAAUUUUCCUGAACCUAAUGACCGCAAGCUACUACGAAAGAAGAUAAUAUCGUUAAAGCCCCCAUCGAUGGUCAAUCAAGACAGUCGGUCACCCACUGAAAUACUAGCAAAUUCUGGUAUAACUCACCGCUGGCAAUGUCACGAAAUAUCAAAUUUCGAAUAUCUCAUGCAUUUGAAUACUAUAGCAGGAAGAUCUUACAACGAUCUCUCACAAUAUCCAGUAUUUCCCUGGAUUCUAGCCGAUUACGAUUCGGAAACUAUAGACUUAACUGAUCCAAAAGUAUACCGAGAUCUGUCCAAACCUAUUGGUGCUCUUGAUCCCAAUCGACUCGCACAAGUUCUAGAACGAUAUGAAGGUUUCGAGGAUCCUUCAGGGCGCAUACCGAAAUUCCAUUAUGGGACACAUUAUUCAAGUGCGGCAACUGUUGCGGGAUAUCUUAUACGUUUGGAGCCAUUCACAUCUGUACACAUUUCCUUGCAAGGUGGAAAAUUCGAUCAUGCUGAUCGACAGUUUCAUUCUAUAGAAAGUACUUGGAACGCGUGUCUUCAUGCGAGUGGUGAUGUACGAGAAUUGAUUCCAGAAUUUUUUUAUCUUCCUGAAUUUCUGAUCAAUAAUAACAAAUAUGAUCUUGGAGUUCGGCAGGAUGGUGUUCGCUUGGAUGAUGUAAUUUUGCCAAAAUGGGCCUCCUCUCCCGAAGAAUUUAUUCGUAUUAAUCGAGAAGCUCUCGAAUCUGAUCAUGUAACUGCAAAUUUACAUCAUUGGAUAGAUUUAAUUUUCGGCUAUAAACAAACAGGCGAGGAAGCAAUUCGAGCACACAAUGUAUUUUACUAUCUCACAUACGAGAACAAAAUAAACAUAGACAGUAUAGAAGAUGAACACGAGCGAAAAAGUAUAGAACAACAAAUAUAUCAUUUUGGUCAAACUCCUAUACAACUGCUUAGAAAACCUCAUCCACAACGUUUUCCAAGGCGCGAAUUCAUAAGAAAAGAUAUUCUAAGCUGCCAAGAAAAUCAUAAACAAUAUCUCGUACAGUUGAUUUCGAAGCGUCUGUUGUACAUUGCUGUCUCGAAUGUCGAUAUCGAUCUUUUUUCCACAUCACCGGUUCAGCAGAUUGUCACUAUUGAUGAGGACGGGAUUGUGGGCAGUCAUCGGAUUACGCCGAAUCCUGUUACUGCCGAAAUACCGUUUUCUGUUGAAGUCGAUCCUAUGUUGGAAUAUAAGAGUCGAUUGAAUAGCCCAUUUUGCUACGACGCAGCUAUUUCACCGAGAUGCUUUACGUGUAGUCGGGAUGGAAAAGUGCUGAUUAGCUGUGGUCAUUGGGACAAUACCAUCAAGGUCACACUUACAGAAACAGGCAAGACCAUCGAUAGUAUACCCGGACAUGAUGAUAUCGUAACUACUGUUGCUGUUAGCGAAGACGGAAGAACCAUCGUCACUGGAUCCCGGAGCUCUAGUGUUUUAUCGUGGAAUAUCAAUUUGAGUGGUGAUAACGAGUUCUUGUACAUUAGUCAUACUCCUACGCAUGCAUAUUAUGGACAUGAUGAUGAGAUAACUUGUGUGGCAGCGAAUGCAGAACAUGAUAUCUUAGUGAGCGGGUCUAAGGAUGGCACAUGUAUCGUUCACUCGUUACGAAAUGGAUACUAUGUUCGUACUCUGCGACCAUUAGACGAUAUCGAUGCAACAGUCGAGAAUGUAUGCGUUAGUAAGGAGGGCAAUAUAAUUGUAUAUGCAGAACGGAAAGAUGAGUACUUUAUAUACAGUUACUCAAUCAAUGGAAAAUUACUUGGAACUGUGGAAAUUCAGGAACGAUUAAAUGACAUGAUCACCUCAUCAAUCAAGGACUACGUGUUAAUUAGUAAUGCGCGAGGGAUUGCGUUAUUUGAUUGUCUGAGCCUACAACUCAACUACGAAUUCGACAUCCCAAUAAUCGCGCACAGCAUCGCACUAAGCCAAGACGCCUCCCGAAUAUACUUUUGCGGCGGCGGCGACGACGGAAAGAUCUUGAUAAUUGCUAAUCAAUCGCACGUAGAAUCAUCAUCUACUACAUCAUCUGAUUCUUAA